Talaromyces rugulosus is the source of this 3228-nucleotide messenger RNA. RefSeq lists its product as uncharacterized. Gene Ontology annotation, biological process: cytosolic ribosome assembly. Gene Ontology annotation, molecular function: translation elongation factor activity; ribosome binding; GTPase activity. NCBI's taxonomy places the organism in Eukaryota, Fungi, Ascomycota, Eurotiomycetes, Eurotiales, Trichocomaceae. The record is from RefSeq and is a predicted model, not a curated record. The transcript is spliced from 6 exons. The coding region runs from base 1 to 3228 and encodes 1075 amino acids. Gene Ontology annotation, cellular component: cytosol; ribonucleoprotein complex.
AUGCCUGUGGUCAAUGUCGACGAUCUGGUGCGUUUGCAGCGCAACGCAGACGAUAUCCGAAAUAUAUGCAUUUUAGCACACGUUGAUCAUGGCAAGACGUCCCUCACAGACAGCCUUAUCGCCACAAAUGGAAUCAUCUCGCCCAAGCUGGCGGGCAAAAUCCGCUACCUGGACUCGCGUCCAGACGAGCAGCUUCGUGGGAUUACCAUGGAGUCAUCCGCUAUAUCGCUCUACUUCUCCAUGCUCCGACGACCUGCGCCAGACGUUGCGCCAGAGACCAAGGAAUAUCUGAUCAAUCUGAUUGACUCACCGGGGCAUAUUGAUUUCAGCAGCGAGGUCUCGACUGCAUCGCGGCUGUGUGAUGGAGCCCUCGUUUUAAUCGACGCUGUUGAAGGAGUGUGCAGCCAGACCGUCACCGUGCUUCGGCAGACAUGGGUCGAGAAACUGAAGCCACUGCUGGUCAUCAACAAGAUGGACCGCCUGGUGACCGAGCUCAAGAUGAGCCCCGCCGAGGCCUACUCGCAUCUGAGCAAGCUGCUCGAACAGGUUAAUGCCGUGAUUGGUAGUUUUUACCAGGGAGAGCGAAUGGAGGAGGAUCUGCUGUGGCGCGAGCGUAUGGAAGAGCGCGUCAACGCUGCUGCUGCCCGGGAUAAAGAACAAGCCAAAAAGUUGACUUCAGAUGCCGACGGCAGCGAAUCUCAAGCUCACUCUGAGCUGGACGAUGACGUAUUCGAGGAGCGCGACGAUGAGGACCUGUAUUUUGCACCGGAAAAGAACAACGUUAUCUUCUGCAGUGCUACCGAUGGCUGGGCUUUUACUAUUCGACAGUUUGCAGGGCUAUACGAGAAGAAACUGGGUAUCAAGCGCUCGGCUCUCGAAAAGGUGCUCUGGGGAGAUUUUUACCUGGACCCUAAGACGAAAAGAGUAUUGGGCUCAAAGCAUCUCAAGGGGCGUGCGCUCAAACCCAUGUUUGUUCAACUGGUUCUGGACAGUGUAUGGGCUGCGUAUGAAGCUACUACAGGAGGAGCUAAGGGAAAGGGGGACCCAACGUUGCUAGAGAAGAUUACCAAGUCAUUGAACAUUACCAUCCCUCCUUAUAUCCUUCGAUCAAGAGACCCCAAGAAUAUCAUGACAGCGCUCUUCUCGUCGUGGCUGCCCUUGUCCACUGCAGUGUUGGUGUCCGUAAUGGAAUAUCUUCCGAGUCCACGAACCGCCCAAAUUACUCGACUGCCCGAGAUGAUCGCAGAUUCUCCCGGCUCAGAGUUUACCGACGACAAGAUCAAAGACGCCAUGGUCAAUUUCAAAACAUCCCUAGAAGACCCCGUUGUGGCAUAUAUCAGCAAAAUGGUUGCAAUCCCCGAGAGCGAACUCCCCAAGAACACAAAACGAAUUGGAGCAACAUUGACAGCCGACGAAGCCCGAGAACUGGCGCGCAAGAAACGAGACGAAAUUGCAAAGAUUCAGGCCGAGGCAAACGGACAGGCGGACGAGUUCAGUCGAGUCACAUCUGCACUUGCCAGCACCAGCCUGGAGGACGACCAAGACACGCAGCAAGAGGAAGAAAAAAUCGAUAGAGAGCAUUUGAUUGGAUUUGCUCGGUUGUAUUCUGGCACAUUGACUGUGGGCGAUUCGCUGUAUGUUCUGAGUCCCAAGUUCUCCCCGGCCAGCCCCCAUGCCGCUCCGGAGCCCCGAAAGGUCACGGUGACGAAUCUGUAUCUACUCAUGGGUCGAGGUUUGGAACCGCUCAAGUCGGUGCCUGCCGGGGUGGUGUUUGGAAUCGAGGGACUUGCGGGGCACAUCCUGAAGACAGGUACACUUUGCAGUCAGCUCGAAGGCAGCAUCAACUUGGCUGGUGUCACCAUGGCCAGCCCACCUAUCGUCCGAGUCGCCCUCGAGCCUGUCAACCCGGCAGACCUGAACAAGAUGGUGACCGGCCUAAAAAUGCUGGAGCAAAGCGACCCUUGUGCGCAAUACGAGGUUCUACCCAGCGGCGAACACGUCAUACUCACCGCAGGCGAACUACACUUGGAACGGUGUCUAAAGGACCUGCGCGAGCGGUUUGCGAGGUGCGAGAUCCAAGCCGGAGAAAUCAUUGUGCCGUAUCGAGAAAGCAUCGUCAGCGCGGCCGAGAUGGCUGCUCCAAAGACUCCGGAUCUGGGACGCGGAGGAGUUCUUACUGUGUCGCCGUCAAAGCAACUGACUAUGAAACUAAGAGUUUUGCCUCUUCCAUCAGAAGUCACGGAUUUUCUGUCUAAGAAUGCAGGCACUCUCAAACGGAUUCAAUCGGAUGAUAGGGCGGCAGCGGAAAACAUUGAAAACCGGGAUGUGGAAGAUGCAGAGUCUCUCGAGAGGAACGUUCUGUCAUUGGCGGACUUUAAAAAGGAUCUUCACAAGCUCCUCGCCGAGUCGAAACGUGAAGAGCUCAAUGAUAUUGUCGACAAGAUUAUUGCGUUUGGACCGAGGAGAGUAGGACCGAAUAUCUUGAUCGAUGCCACGCCGGCCAACACCAGCGAGAAGCUCCUCUCCGAGGAGCAACAACAGAGAGACGCUCAAAACAACAACAAUCUCGACCGACGAGCCGCCACCGUGCGAGACUUGUCCGACAAAAUAAACUACGCAUUCCAGCUCGCAACAGCACAAGGUCCCCUCUGCCAAGAGCCCGUCCAGGGAAUCGCCGUGGUGCUGGAAGACCUCGCCCUGCACGCCGACGACGACACCGCGCUUGACUUUGGCCGGCUGACCGGCGAGGCAAUCCGCAUUGUGCGAGAUUCCAUAUCCCAGGGGUUUCUCGACUGGAGCCCACGCAUCCUGCUUGCAAUGUAUAGUUGUGAGAUUCAAGCAUCGACCGAAGUCCUCGGCCGCGUAUACGGCGUAAUAACACGCCGUCGCGGACGCAUCCUCUCCGAAACCAUGAAAGAAGGGACCCCCUUCUACACCAUUCUCUCGCUUCUCCCCGUAGCCGAGUCCUUUGGAUUCUCCGACGAGAUCCGCAAGCGAACCUCGGGCGCGGCUUCUCCGCAACUCAUCUUUGCUGGCUUUGAGGCUCUGGAACAAGAUCCCUUUUGGGUUCCGGCCACGGAAGAAGAACUAGAAGAUCUAGGCGAGUUGGCAGACCGAGAAAAUGUGGCGAAGCGGUAUAUGGAUGCGGUGCGUGCGAGAAAGGGGCUUUUUGUGACGGGGAAGAAACUGGUCAAGGAUGCGGAGAAGCAGAAGACUUUGAAGAAGUGA